AUGGCGUGGAGUGAUUACAGUGGCAGCUCUAUGCAAAUAAUGGCUAAAAUUGAUAGUUGCAGGGAGAGAUUAAAAGCUUGGGCGUAUGAUAAUUUUGGCAACCUCAAUAAACAACUAAAGGCAAAGAUGGCUGAAUUAAACAGUAUCCAGACGAGUAGUUACUGUGCCCUAAUGAGGAGAUUAUGUGGAAGCAGAGAUCUCGCGCGGAUUGGUUACGAGAAGGGGACCGUAACACGAAGUUCUUCCAUCAAAAAGCUUCGAAUCCGAGAUAGCAAUGGGGAAUGGAAGUUUAGCGUAGAGUUUAAGGGCGUGAUAGAGGAUUAUUUUUCCAACCUGUUCACUACAUCUGGUCCUACAAAUCAGGCGGAGGUGAUUGAUUGUAUUGAUUCUUUCUUAUCGAAGGAACAAAUCUCUGAUUUACAGUGGCCAUUUAUGAAAGAUGAGGUUAGAGGUGCCUUGAAACAAAUGGGUCCUCUGAAGGCUCCGGGUCCUGACGGUUGCGAUGUUAUACGGUGUGUUCUUGGAUUUCUCAAUACAUGGGUCAUGCCAGACAGGGUUAACCAUACGUUUAUUAACUUGAUUCCUAAGAUUUUAGCUCCGGAGUCGAUGAAGGAUCUGAUGAAGGGUAUGCUUGGUAACAUUAUUAACGAAUCUCAGAGUGUGUUUGUCCCGGGUUGUCUUAUCACGGAUAACGCCAUGAUAGCUUUCGAGAUGUUUCAUUCUAUGGCCAAGCGAUCCCAAGGUAAAGUGGGGGCAGCUGCGCUCAAGCUGGAUAUGAGUAAAGCGUAUGACAGAGUUGAAUGGAGCUUCAUUGAGUCGGUGAUGGCAAAAACAGUGUUCCUUCUGGUUUCCUUCACCCACGGCGUGGGCUUCGUCAGGGCGAUCCCCUAUCGCUGUAUUUAUUCCUUCUCUAUUUUGAAGGCUUCUCCGCUUGUUCUAUUCAUAAAAGCUUCUUUGAGGGAGAGUCAAGCGCUGAAACAGAUUAUAAGCUCCUAUGAAAAAGAAUCUGGACAGACUGUCAACAUCGAUAAAUCGGAGAUGUUCUUCAGUAUGGGUGUCUCUACAACGAAUAGGGCUGUUGUGCUGGAGGUUUUGGAAUACCGUGAGGUUAAUUGCUUUAAAAAAUACCUUGAUCUGCCGACCAUGGUAGGACGCUCUAAGAACCAAUUUUUGUGUACCUCAGAGAUCGACUGCAAAAAAGAUUUCUUGGAUGGAAGGAAAGAUUCUUCUCCAAAGCGGGUCGGGAACAUUAUAUCAAACUUUUUGUGGAGCGGGUCUGAUGAUAAGAAAAAGAUACCGUGGGUGAGUUGGGAGAAUAUUUGUAAAUCGAAGAAGGAGGGAGGGCUGGGGUUUCAAAACCUCCGUGCUUUUAAUCUCGCUAUGCUCGCCAAACAAGCUUGGAAGUUGAUCCAGUCUCCGGACUCUCUUUGUGCGAGAGUUCUUAAAGCUAAGUAUUAUCCGAAUAUGGAGUUUAUUAAGGCAGGACCAAGUCGGCGAUCGAGCUAUAUUUGA
This is a messenger RNA of Mercurialis annua (annual mercury), 1512 nucleotides long. RefSeq lists its product as uncharacterized. The transcript is spliced from 7 exons. Bases 1 to 1512 code for a protein of 503 amino acids. The record is from RefSeq and is a predicted model, not a curated record. Lineage: Eukaryota; Viridiplantae; Streptophyta; Magnoliopsida; Malpighiales; Euphorbiaceae.